AGAGCAGGCUGGCAGCCAGGCCUGGAGGAGAAAUGACAUCUCUCAGCCUUCUCAGCUGCACUGGACCACGUACAGUUGUGAUUCAAUGGGCAUGAAUUGCUGUGUGAUGCCAGGAGGUGUUUGUUAUUCUUGACCAAGUCAUUUGAAUCUAUCACUUCAAGAGAGUGAAAGGAGUCCCAUCUGAUCUAUUGCUGGUGUCGUAGGAAGAAACAUGAGCCAGCCAAACACCAGCGGGGACUGCUCCUUCGAGGGCGUGAACGAGCUGAUGAAAACCCUGCAGUUGACAGUCCACAUCCCCACCUUCCUCCUGGGCCUGCUUCUCAACCUGGUGGCCAUCUUCGGCUUCAGCUCCUUCCUGAAGAAGAGGUGGCCCGAUUACGCUGCCACCUCCAUCUACAUGAUCAACCUGGCAGUCUUUGACCUCCUGCUGGUGCUCUCCCUCCCGUUCAAGAUGGUCCUGUCCCAUGUGCGGCCCCCCUUCCCGUCCCUGUGCACCCUGGUGGAGUGCCUCUAUUUCAUCAGCAUGUACGGAAGCGUCUUUACCAUCUGCUUCAUCAGCAUGGACCGGUUCUUGGCCAUUCGGUACCCACUCCUGGCCAACCACCUCCGGUCCCCCGGGAAGACCUUUGGGAUCUGCUGUACCAUCUGGGUCCUGGUGUGGACUGGGAGCAUCCCUGUCUAUAGUUUCCAUGGGACAGUGGAGAAUUACAUGUGCUUCCACAACAUGUCUGACAGUACCUGGAGUGCGAAGGUGGUCUUCCCGCUGGAGGUGUUUGGCUUCCUCCUUCCCAUGGGUAUCAUGGGCUUCUGCUCCUCCAGGAGCAUCCACAUCCUGCUGGGCCGCCGCGACCACACCCAGGACUGGGUGCAGCAGAGAGCCUGCAUCUACACCAUUGCAGUCAGCCUGGCUGUCUUUGUGGUCUCCUUCCUCCCAGUUCACCUGGGGUUCUUCCUGCAGUUCCUGGUGAGGAACGGCUUUAUCGUGGACUGCAGAGCCAGGCAGAGGAUCAGCUUCUUCUUGCAACUGUCCAUGUGUUUCUCCAACAUCAACUGCUGCCUGGAUGUUUUCUGCUACUACUUUGUCAUCGAGGAAUUCCGCAUGAACAUCAAAGCCCACCGGCCUUCCAGGGUCCUGCAGGACACUAUGAUCUCCCGGGGCUAAGGGAAGGACACCCUACUCAGGGAAGGAAGCCCUGACUCUGAAUUCUGGUAAUGGAUAUCGUGUUCCAGGGUUUCAGUGUGGUGGGAUGAUCCAGGCCAUCUUCACUGAUAUGCUUCUCUUUGAUGCCCAUUGAGUGCCAGCUUUGCUCAUUAUACCCCAAAGACCUUUUUCCAGUGCCCAGACAGCUCCACAUGUACCACCCAGUGUUCAGGGAUCUCUGAAGAACCCCCAAACCAGGUGAAUUAUUGAUUUCUGAGUCCAAAAACUAUAGACCAGAAGAAUUAAGAAAGAGAAUGGACCAUGUGAACAAGGUCUUUCCAACUCUCCUCAUUUUUCUCUUAGACUUGGAGGUUCUGAAAAGAAAGAGAAAGACAGGAGGUAGAGGGGGGAACUAAGAGAGUCAGUUAUGGGGGAGAGUGUCCUGGGCAGAGGUAGGGUGGUAGGGAUGAAUGAAGCUCCUUUUUAGUUUGGGUGUCCCGGGACGGAGCAGGCUUACGUUUUCCAGUCCCUUCUGGAGCUGUGUUGCCAAAAGCCUCACUGAGAUGGCAGCAAGUGGGGGUGGUGUUUGGGGCUGGGCAAGCAUGUGUGGAUCACCCAAGUUUCCAGUGGGCCUCAGAAAGGUGAAGGAAGCCAGCCGGACCUUUCUGUGCCCAUGAGAAGGCUGCAGAAUGACCGAGAGUGGUGUGAAUGACAUCCAAGAGCCGUGACGGGACAGGACACUCCUGGGGAAGGAAGCAGACAGCCCCUCCCCCAUCACCAUCAGGGUGGCCACGGCAUAGAGUGUUGGUGCUGGCCCAGGGUGAGGAGAGGCAGUGGGAGACCCCUGACUCGCUUUCUGUCUUAAACAGGCUGGGAAGUUGCUCAUGACACUAGUUUCCUUGAAAACAAUGGCAAAGAAUCAGGCCUGCCUUGGUUCCACCAUAUGAGGGUGGAGGAGGUCUUGUUCACCUGCAUCCUGGCUGGGCAGCUGGCACCCGUGGCACUGCCUGUGGAGCUGUCCCUCCCUGGCAGCUGGGAGGGAGAAGAUAAGGCAGCCAGGCACAAGUGGGGUGGGGGGCUGGGAGGCUUGAGAAAGAAGGCAAGGUGGGGAGUCCCUGCAGUUCCCAGGAAACUGUAAACAACUGAGUCACGCCUGGAUGGCUUCUCUAAGGACCUGGAGGAGGAGUGCACAGUGACAGCGGAAGACUUCUGAUGACUCAGCUGCCCUGGAGAAUGAAAUGAUGAGAAGGAUCAGUUGUGGGGCGGUUUGCACGGCAGAGUGAGUGGGAUGACGAGUAACUGAUGAGACUUCAUGUGAGCAAGGUCUUUAGAAGGAAAAGCAACUGCGGUCUACUGUAGGAUCUGGACCCAUGUGGGGAGGUGGGAAGGGCUCGGGAGGGGUGGCGGCAGGACAGGGAGGAGAGAGGGAUUUGGAUAAACCUGGACUGGCAGAGGAGGAGGAAAAGGAAGAGGAGGAGGAGGGAAGCUGGGCGAUGGCCCUAGGCUUGAAGCCUGCAGGGAGUGCAGGAUGCGUGGGGAGCCUGGCUGAGCUGCUUCCCGCCUGAGAGCCUUUCCCGGCCGGUCUAGGAGCCAUGGAGCGGCAGGAGCCGCCUUCUCAGGAGCAGCCCCCGCUGCUGUGUGCUCAGGUGGCGCUCUGUGCACCUCCUCCUAGGUGGAUGGAGGGAAGGGUGAGGAGGAAAGCAUCAAUGAAGGGGUGGAAGUGGAUGUGGAGGAGUGACCAGACCGACCAGAGGGACCCGGAUCAGAGGCUCAGGCCCCUGGGCUGGGUCUGUAGGAACCGCAGCCGCAGAGUCAGGCUCUGCAGACCCAGAGGUAAGACUGCCUGGCUGCCCCAAGCCCCAGAUACUCCUCUCCUUGCCUGCAGGCUGCCUUGUCCCUGGGCUACCCUAGACAGAGACACACCCAUGAUACUCUGAGGAAUCCAGACUUUCGCAUGCAACAGGGCAUUUGUCUGGUUUGGAUCAGAGUCCUUGGGGGACGGAUUUAGGGACCACCCUCCUCCCACUUCUUUCUUUGCACGAGGAGCUGGGACGCUGCCUGUUGGAGCUGAGUGGUGCCCUUCGUAUGCACUUGGGUCUAGCCAUGUGCUUAAGGUCAGAGUGGCUUCCUAAGAGAGAGGGGUGGGUGGACCUGACCACCCGUCAUCCACAGCGAUGUCCAAACGUGAAAUCUUAUCUCUGUGCAGCAUGACUGUGUCCAGGUGACAGAAAGGCUCUAGACCGCUGAGAGGAACUGAUCAUGUAGGGUGGGUCAGCGAGGGGAGCCAGGACCCAUGAGCUGUGUGACCAUAAGGGGUAGGUCCUUGGAGGGCAUCAGCAGUCUCAGUGUGAUGUGACAACUAUGGACCUGUGGGUAGGCCCUGGUGACCCUGACCCAUCCCGAAACGUGGUGGGAAGAAGGGUCUCUUCUCCUUGGGGACCCAAACUGUCCCAAGUAUCUGUGGCAGCGGGUGCAGAUCUAUGCUGCAGACCACUACGGCUGCUCGGCAGGAGGGCCGAGAGUCUGGACCCAGGCAGCAGCAGCUCAGUCCACCCCAUGACUGGCAGCAGAGCCCAGUGGCACAGGAGGGACGGAGGGUUUGCACUGGAAAAAAAAAAUGACUUGAUUAACCUGAUUCGCCAAAUAAAUAGAUUCAUGUGA
This is a messenger RNA of Saimiri boliviensis boliviensis (Bolivian squirrel monkey), 3802 nucleotides long. NCBI's taxonomy places the organism in Eukaryota, Metazoa, Chordata, Mammalia, Primates, Cebidae. The record is from RefSeq and is a predicted model, not a curated record.